AUUCCGGAAGACGUCUUCCAUGUGACAGCGUCCAAGUUUAUUCGAGAAGACGCCGGGCGACAGUGCACACGCGUUCCUACGUCCUGUGCGGAGGCCUGCCCCACGCUCAGAAGACCCCCAGGCAUGUCGCAGCGGUGGGCCGUGCGUGCCGGCGACCAGGCCCUGCUCUUGUGGGCCGCGCCCGUGCAGCCCGGGGCAGUGGCGGAGGCCGUCGAGGAGCUGCGGUCAGCGGUGGGGCCUCAGGGGGCCGUGGCCGUGGAGAACGUGGACAUGCUGGCCCAGUCGGGACAUGAGGCGUCGCGGUUUGACGUGGCACUGGCCGGGGUGCUGCCGGGCUCUGUGCUGGUGCACGGGGAGGAGACGCUGGCGGAACUGGCCAGGGUCCUCAAGCCUGGGGGGACGCUGCAGCUGGUGCAGCCGAUAGCGACGCGCGAUGGCGUGGCAGCCGUGCGGACUGCCACUCGGCUGGCCUCUGCUCUAAAGCUCGCGGGACUUGUGGACGUAUCGGAGGUCGCCUCCGAGCCGCUGUCCGCCGAGGACGUGAAGGCGGCGAUGGAGCUGCUGACCCCUGACCUCUCGGGGUCGCUGCUGCGGGGCCGUGUGACGGCGCGCAAGCCGCAGUUCGAGGUCGGUUCGAGUACUCAGCUCAUGCUGGGCGCAGGAAAGCGCUCUGGUACGAACCCCGCGCCCAUCGACAAGCCAAGCAAGGUCGACCCCAAGGCAGCAGCUGUGUGGGCCCUCUCUGCAAACGACAUGGGCGACGAUGAAAUUGAGCUCAUCGACUCAGAUCAGCUGCUGGAGGAGGAGGAUCUGAGGCGGCCGGAUCCCUCGGAGCUCAAGGCGCCGAGCUGCGGGCCCGGCAAGAAGCGAGCCUGCAAGAACUGCUCGUGUGGCCUGGCUGAGGAGUUGGAGCAGGAGGCGACCAAACAGAAGCCGGCGCUGCCCAAGUCGUCCUGUGGCAGCUGCUACCUGGGCGAUGCCUUCAGGUGUGCAGGCUGCCCCUACCUGGGCAUGCCGCCCUUCAAGCCCGGAGAGAAGGUGUCACUCUCCACUCGCCAGCUCACACCGGACGUCUGACCCGUCUCCCAGGCUCGGUCACCAACCACUACAUCUACCUUGCGACUGACUGCCUCACCCUCUCUCCGUCAAAGAAAUAUGUCAGCUGAUUUGCUGCAGCGUCUUGAGAGCGUGGUUGAUAUUUAAACGCGAUGAAAUUCCAAAUCGAAUUUCAUCAAGUCACAAAGAGAUCCGUAGACUCACACAGAGACUCAUAGAAUUACGUAGAGGCUUGCAUAGAGACCUAUAGGCUCUUUGUCCCUAGUCAAGUCUGGGUUGAGCAUUUUUUUUUCUCUCGCUGCGGACAUCUUUAGGAGUUGCAUUGGCUACUCAAAACUUCUCUCUUCUAAACUAAACUAUUUUUAUGUUACCAGAGUAUUUGGCUGCGAUACAUUUCCACAUGAUAGGCCGCUUUGUUGAGCUAUCAUUUGUGGCUUCUGAUAAAAAGCUAUAAGGCUCAGUGGGCCUCACCUGGUAAAAUAAAACAGUUUAGGUAAGCCCACUGAGCGAUACAGCUCUUAUUACAGGUAGGAACAACAGUUCCACACUGCCCACCAGGGAUUAUUUGUCUGUCGUGCAUAGCCACGCCCUCGAUUUGUAUUUCAUAGAGCGCUUCGGGUGGGCUCAGCACCACGUGACGCGCCGCCCCACUUAGCUUGCGCCGCGUGACACGGAUCGCACGAAUGCGCUGUCCAACCAAGUUCCUACCUGCCCACUCCGAAGGAACGUGUUUUAGACAUGACCCAGCCACAAAUUAUAGCUUAACGAAGUUACUUAUCACGUCCAAGUUUAUCACAGCCAAACGCUGAAUAUGACCAACUCUUAUCACAUGUUCACCGAUUUCGUCCAGCGUCUCGAAAUGUGAUCACGUUUGGACGCGAAUAUAAUUGCACAUUGUGUUGUUAGUGGACCCAGCCGUGUUUCCUACCCCAGCUCCCGGCUAUGCACCGGAGUUCCCCAAAUGCCGGUCCCCACGCAAACGCCUUGGAAAAUAUUUUCGAGUUCACCAGAUCGGCGAAUAUUUCGAAUGCAAGUUAUUUCGUUACAAGGCCCGACGCUCGCUACAUACUUUGCACGUGAUGUAAAAAGUGCCGAAUCAAAUAAAAUAGAAAUCUUGAA
Molecule: messenger RNA, 2175 nt
Organism: Lethenteron reissneri (Far Eastern brook lamprey)
Lineage: Eukaryota; Metazoa; Chordata; Hyperoartia; Petromyzontiformes; Petromyzontidae
Product: anamorsin-like
Biological process (GO): iron-sulfur cluster assembly
Cellular component (GO): cytoplasm
Molecular function (GO): iron-sulfur cluster binding
Source: RefSeq, a predicted model, not a curated record